Molecule: messenger RNA, 6833 nt
Organism: Anarrhichthys ocellatus (wolf-eel)
Lineage: Eukaryota; Metazoa; Chordata; Actinopteri; Perciformes; Anarhichadidae
Exons: 2
Coding region: 286-1584 (432 amino acids)
Cellular component (GO): nucleus
Molecular function (GO): DNA binding
Source: RefSeq, a predicted model, not a curated record
CUUGUGAUGCUAGGCGGUUCAUGCUAGGAAGGGAAGUGUGCAGUCCUUACUAAACAUAACCGCCUAAUUUAAACUUUCUAAAAGCGAGAGACAUGUAGCGGCGACUCUAGUCUAAACACUGCAACUUGGUUUGUAAUUUUAAGCGCAGAUUUGUCUCAAAAACCAUUAGGCUUCACACUAUUGUAACGUAAGCUAGUUUAUAACUGUAACGUAACGGUUCGCGAAGUCACACAACCAGCACAGGACGAGUCCCCCACUAACUAAAACACCCCAAGACCAAAAGAAAUGCCAUCGAGGAAUCAUCUUGACAAAGUCGGCAGGAAGAAGAAGAAGAAAUGGACCGAGGAGGCCAUGGAACGUGCGCUGAUCGAGGUGAAGUCGGGAAGGUGUACGGUGAGACAGGCCGCCAAAGAGUUCGGCGUCCCUAAAUCGUCACUGGGGGACAGAGUCAGUGGACGGGUGACACCAGGAAGUCGCAGCGGGCCGGCUCAGCUCAUAACAUCUGCAGACGAGGAGCUGUUGGUGGAGUUCUCUUUACACAUGUCCAAGCAUGGUUUCCCACUGACAAAGCAACAGCUGGUGUCCUUUGCCUCGUCCAUUUAUAAGCGGCAGCAUCGGAGGGUGGCAUUUUCUAAACUGGGCCAGACCUGGUGGCUCAAUUUCCGAAAACGUCAAGAAAAGAACAUCACCAUUCAGCCAGCGGACAACGCUGUCCGUGGGAGGACAACGUGUGUGAGAAAAGAAGCAGUGGAUCAGUUUUUACAUUUGCUGAGCACUGUCAUGGACACUCGCGGGCUCAGAGACAAGCCUCAUCAAAUCUUCAACUGCAAUGAGACAGGAUUUCAGCUGGGCAGGAAGAGGGUGAUUCUCCCCAAAUCUACCAGUCUGGGCUACAAGCCAACGCCAGGCUCGAGGGACCACAUCUCCGUCCUGGCUUGCUUUAGCGCAGCUGGAGAGGAAAUUCCCCCAUUUAUUAUCUACUCAAAGGCCUACCCAGGGGGAGUAUGUUACAAGACUCAAGGGCCUCCGAAUGCCCUCUAUGGGUGGUCAGACUCGGGGUAUGUCAACUCUGACCUUUUCAAGAAAUGGUUCCUCAAGCACUUCCUCCUGCACGCACCGAAGGGCCGUCCGCUGCUGCUGAUUUUCGAUGGUCACAGGUCUCCCCUGAACUUCGAGGUGGUGGAAAUGGCUCGUAGCGAGGACGUCGUCCUCCUGUGCCUCCCGCCUCAUUGCUCCCACAUCCUGCAGCCGCUCGACGCCGGUCUCUUUGUUCUCCUGAAGCAGCGUUUUGCGGCACUCGUAGGUGACGGUUGCGCCACCGACACUCACUUCGCAGUCAGCAAAAAGGAGUUCUCGGGCGUGUUUAAAGAGACGUAUCAGGUAGCGAAGGAGGAGGAGGGUGUAAGGAUUGUGAAGGAAGGCUACAGGAAAUGUGGCAUCUACCCGCUGAACCACUUUGCCAUCAACGAGGGUCAUUUAAUGGCGUCGCACAGCAUGUGCCCAGCAGCUGGACCCUCCUUGUCCACAUCAGCACAGGGACUGCACAAUGUAGGAGAGCUCACAGCUGCUGGACCCUCCUCCUGACUCCUGACUCAGCAAUCUGUACUUUUUGAGUGACUGCAUAAUUGAACAAAACCUGUGUAGUUCUGUCAUUGGAUACUGAAUGGGGGUACACUCCAGCUUGAGUAUUGAGCACUAUCGGGGUCCCCAAGAUAAAUCUAAAGGAGUCAAAUGUUUUUUUAAUGCAACAAGAAAGACAAAAUGAGGGAGAUUCUCUCAUCAUUGUUUGUUUCUUGUAACAUAUCGGUAACUUUCACCUCUUCGGGCCUCUAAACAUCAUUCACAUGAAACAAGCGGAGACGGAACAUUCAUGUCAAAGUCAAGGCCGUGACGUGUGGAGGUUUCUUCACGAGCCAAAAGAACUCCUGCUGUACGACAAAGUUACUCAAGCUCAAGAAUACGGACAGUAAGUUCUGCUUGAUUUCUAUUUUAGUGGCGUAAGCGUUGGAUUAGUGUGCGAGGUGAGCGCUGUGAGCUAGCUAGCUAACUCUGUUCUGGACUGAUCGAAGUGGUUUAAUGUGUGUUCAGCUGACAUAUUAAAGCAUGAGAACAGAUUAAACAGAUUACAUCUUAGCCACAUUGUCAAAUGUUAUCUUGUUUGAGACGUAAUUACAGGAACUAGGCCGUUGUGAAAACUUAAUAAGAACAAUGUUUUUUUAAUACUGAUAGAAGUUAAUUCAUUUGUGAAUUAUAUUAUUCCUUUGCUUGAGUAUUCUGAAUGUACUCGGCCCAUUAAGUAGUUAUAAAAGGAAUGUACUGCCUGAAUAACGAACUAUUGAGGAAAGUUAAGCCUUUUUUUUUUAUUAUUUGGGGAGGGGUGUCUUCAGGUGAUCUCAGGGAGAAAAUAAAUGUAUUUUUUAAAUAUUUUUGCAUCACAAAUCUGUCCAUAAGCUUAACAGGUAAACACUAAAGGGGUUUUUAGAUGUGUGUGUGUGUGUGUCAUGUACGUGUUCAAGUCAGGUGAUGUAAUGUCACUGCAAUAGGUACAGCUGGCAACAAUACACAGCGGGGAACACAUCUUCAUGUAUUAGUAAUUAUGAUAACUGUGUAAACAGUCAGUGAAUGUUGCAGAACAUAUUUCGAUCUAUUUAAACAAAGUAAAUUAAUAUGAUCAUUGAAUGCCGCGUUACAGAAAAUGAUCCUCGCCUUUUUUUUCUGCUGAGCAAAACACUGAGGUUAGUAUUUGACGCACUCGAUCACUAAAAGUUGAUGGCUGGUAAAAUAUUUAUACGGCUCAAAUUGUGAUUAAUGUUCUUAUUAUGUUCAUUAGCCGAAAAGAACCCUUUUGGUAUGGAAGAGCAAACAUGCAGCUGUAAAGCAGUUCCUGUGGGCCUUUAGUAGGAAUACUCAAGUAAUAACUGUAUUCAGAUCAAUGCUUCAUCAAGCAACUAAAGCACUGGUCUGUAUGGACGGAGCAGAGCUGCCCAGGGCUCAGUUAAUCUUUAUGUAUGUAAAUAUCACACAUAGUGGUUUAUCACUGAAGCCGUUAUACUUUUUUAAUGCACUGACACAACAGAGUAUUUCAGUUUAAGAUGUUGCAGACUGCAGGACUAAUAUUCAAAUAUCAUAAUGUUUUGUUCAACCCCAAAUAAGCUAGUUUGUUAAUGACGUCUAGAAGAUCUCAUGCAUUCAGUCAUGAUGGGGAAACAGAAGCUUUCUGAAGCUCUGGUGUUCACUGCUUUCAAACACUUGAUACUGUCAGAAAUGGCGACAUCUUCUGGCCAACCCGUGGUAUUGCAUCGGUACGGAUGGAUUGACAGGUAGAAAAAAAUGUUUUUACUGCUUUCAUUUCUCCCGUUGUUGUGAAUGCAAUGUCGACAACACCUCGAAGAAAAUCCGCACACUGCGUUAAACGCCCUCAGCUAUUUUAACUAUGCAACGUUUCGGUCGAACAGAGAUCUUCGUCAGGCGUAUUGCUCUGUAGCUCUGAGAGAUCUAGAUCUCAAUUAAUAUUUAUGUGAGCUUCUGAUACAGUGUGCGGAUCUCUUGUUUAAUUCUCUCCUUUUUUAGAUUGUUUUUGAUCCAGUUCCUGUUGAAGUUUUUGUUGGGAUGUGCGUACCCUACAUACACCACCCUGUACAUCUCUCUGAUACUCACUCAAAUUUCUUGGCUGUGGACAGGACGUAUGAGUGUGUGACUGAAGAGGGUCCGGUCUCCACAGCACGGUCCGUCCUGCAAGACAGAAGAAGCUGUUGCACCAUUUUUCUCUCAAGACAGUUCGUGCUUGUGAUAUAACAAUUGGUAAAUGCAGGAAAGCAAGAUAGCAUCAGAUUUAGAUUUGUAGCUUUUUUUUUUUAAUUGAAUUUACUUAUAAAUUAUGACUUUGUUUUGAAUGUUGCAUCUUGAUUUCUGAGAGUACCUCGCUUCUUCUUGCUUCUGCUUGGAUUUAUGGAUCCAACAGCCGUCAUUUUUCAGUGCAUUCCGCACCCUGGUGGUUUGAAACACCGUGUUUCUGUUAACCUCUACAACACACACACACACACACUUUCUGUCAGAACUGGGUACCAUGAAUACAUGCAUAACUCUUUAAAAAAAAGGUUGAAAUGUUUGAUUGAAGUGUGACUUACCCUUUGACAUGAUGCUGGUGUUUUUUCAGAUGUUCAACCUGAUCAAAGUAUUUAAUGACAUUUUUUCCAGGUUUGUUUUUAAGUUUCCAUAGAAAUAAAACAAAACGGUAAUAGCAGUGUACACAAAUGUAAUAUAUUAUAUCUGCCUCUGUUGAGCCUUUUUUCCUGACUUCAGACACAACCCGUCACACCUGCAUUCUGCAGCACAACUCACUCAGGAUGUAAACAUGACAUCAAAGCAUUUCUUAUUUAUGACCUAACCAUUCUGAACAACUAUGCUCCUUUGAAUCUGAAUUAAGGAGCAUUGAUAAGCAUUGAAAUUACAUAUUUACACUAAAGCUCACCACAUUUGUUUAAAAUGAAACCGGUUGAAAAAUGUUCUACUAGAGUAAAGAAAGUCAUCCUGACAGAUUGUAAUAAUGUUAUUCUCCAUAUUUGCCGAGGAUCUUAACCUGCCCUGUGUGGACAGUGGUCCUGUCACACUGGGCAUCUGGUCCGUAUUCUCUUUGAGCUCCACUUAACAUUUUGACCUCCACUUAGUGUUUUAAUCUCCUGUGAUGAAUCUCGCAGGAGAUGUGCCAGCACCAAUUAGCCAGGUCAAAUACAUUAUGCAUAGAAAAUUAAAGCAACUCUGGCUCCGUAAUGAGCCCUUACCCCUGCAUAGCCAGUGGGGAAAAAACAACUAGUGUGCAGCACAUUCUUGCACCAAAUUGUGCUCUCACCUGUUGAGGUCAGCGCUGUCAGAGCAGAGUGGUGUCGAGCUUCCUCCGGGUCUCUUGUCUCAUACGGGCGAGCAGGUAUGAAGAUAUUUCAACCUGAGCCCCCCCCCCCCCCCCCUUCUGUUGUUUUAGAUUCCUCCCACUGAUAGCACCUGGAUGCUGUGCUAUGCAGGUCGAUCGAGGGGGUGGGUGGGUUGGUUUCCAUGUAAAUCAAGGGAGUGGGCAGACAGGUGACAUUGUUUUUUAGUUCCGUGUUUCUUGAAAUGUUACAUCGCAGAGUUGCCAGAUCCACACAUUCACAUUUAAUUUCUAAGGUGUGAGACGACCUCUUUAAACCAACAAUUUAGUGCUUAGUGCUUGUUUGUCUUUUUCAUACUGUACUGUAAAUGUGGCCAGAAAUGAAACCUUGCAGCUCAUGAAGAAAUUUCCCAAGAAACCUUUUUAGUGUUGUUUCCUCUUGGCUCCAAAGAAAGAUGUUCCUUCACAAACAGGCCGUUCCAGUUGGGGGAAAUCAUGAAAUACUGAUCUGAAGCUACAUGGAAUUUAAUCUACUCAGCUGUCUUAUCGUAUCCAAUCAAAAAUGUGCAACUUUUCCAGAGAAACUAAAACAAAUGUUAAGUAAUUUGACAUUGUAAUCAACUGAAAUGUUCACAGUGUGGUGUGUGGAUUAUUCACAGUAUCUGGGACACUGUCUCUGUAGACAGACGUUUUUUAAUGUUAUUAAAAAUAACAUGGUAAUAUAUAAAAAAAAACCUGCAGCCAAAAUGAUCGGCAUGGCUUGAUACAUAGGUUAGUAAGAAAAUAUUUGGGUGAACGUAUCCCUUAAACAUAGUUAAAAAGCCAAUAGAACUAGCACACUUUAUCUUUUUUCCUCUCACACUAACUUACGCACACAAACACAGGUAGCUGCAUAAAUUCAGCAUUGUGUCAUCCCUUCUUUGAUGCUGUGUCUCCGGUUGAAACAUUUGCACUUGACAAUGUCAAACAACACCUUUUAGAGACAAAAUAUUUGAGGAAUCCAGCAGAGCUUCCUCUGUUGGUUUGCCUCCUUGAACCUCAGCCAACGUUAUCGUCAGUAAAAAUUCCUCCUGCACAUUAUCAAAACAAGAUGAGUAGUAGUUGUAGGUGUAUUGCUCAAUGAAAAUUGUGGUGGAGGAAACAGGAGGACAUUCUGUCCUUAACUGCAUUUUUGUGUCAUUAAAACAUAUUCCAUAAACAACAAAAGGGACAAAGUGAAAAGAGGAAAUUUCAGUAAGUUUUAAAACCAAAAGGUAUCUUUUGUUACUAUCUAAUUGGAUGCUCUUCUAUAAGUAUUGUCACUACAAAGCCAAAUACAAAUUAAAAUGUAUCAUGGCGUGUGUGCUUUGUCUUUGAUGUUCAAGUAUGUGUGUUCUGUUUCACCCUGCUGCAAGACCAAUCUCCCCUUGGGGAAAUUUACCGACAGCCUUGUUUUUCUGUGGCCAUUUUGGCUUGGCUGCUUACAUUGUCAUGUAUUUCCAUUUUAGUUUUCAAAAAAUGGCCUUCAAGAAUUGAUAUUAUAAGACUCAUAUGCCUACUACUUCAGCAUUGUAUAGCUUGCACAUUAUGAUGAAAUAUAACCACAAUGCAAUCUUGAAAAUCUGGCCAUUAUGGAUGCAAUGCAGCCAUAACAUGAUAUGUGACUUUCAAGGCAUUCGAAUUACUACAAAUCAAAGGCAAGUUUAAUUUUGAUCAUAAUGUUUUGAUGCAUCUGAUAUGUUCUGCCUCCUGUAUUCAUCACUACAACGCUGCACAUUUGUAUGAAGGCACUUCACUUGUUCUUGCAAGCAAAGGUAGAGUAUAUGAAAAACAUUCAGAAACUGUAGAAUGUUUGUUCAAUAAGACUUCUAUUCUCUGAUCACAGCGACAGUUGUGUUUGAAUAAUAUUUAGAUAAAUAUUUCAAAAUAAAAUAUGAAGAUUUAGUAGUCUUCUAAUUCCCGAGUGUUCUUGAAUGCAUCUUUUCCACCA